AUUCGACAUUCGCACUAAUAAAUUGAUGAAAAUCACAAGUCAAAACGAGUUAAAUCAUUGCGUGCAGUAUAUAAGUAUGCAUUAUUGAGUAGUUUUCUGCAAACGAAUAAUUUAUUAGACACAAAUCUAGAUAUACGCAGUACCAUGUGCUUGUUUUAUUGCGAAGUACAACCUACAAUCAAGCGCGAGCUACGUAUAAGUAAUAUGCAGUUGAGGUGGUAGUCAUAUACCAAGCAAUUUUGGGUUGUCCUUCAUCAGUUAAGGGCAAGGAGUCCGGUGGCAUAAAACAGACAAAAUGGCUCAUAGUCAGACAAAGCCACUAUCAGAGUUGCUAAGGAGCGGAGAUGAUUCCGAACCUAAAAAGCAAAGUCGCGAGGAGUGGCGACAGGCCAAGGAACUUGAGGAGGCUCGAAAACUCGGUAAUGCUCCAGCGGCAGUCGACGAAACUGGAAAAGACAUUAAUCCUCAUAUUCCUCAGUAUAUAUCAACGGUCCCGUGGUACGUGGGGAGUUCAGGGCCGACAUUGAAACAUCAGCGGCCUCAGCCAGAAAAACAGAAAGAGUUCUCAUCGAUACACGAAGGUUUCCACAGAGGCACAUUCCUCAGUAACCGGGCGACUAAGUGGCGAAAAGGUGCGUGCGAGAACUGUGGUGCCAUGGGUCACAAAAAAAAGGAAUGUAUGGAAAGACCACGGGCGCGAGGAGCUCGCUGGACCAAUGAUGACAUUGCCCCAGAUGACAUCGAUCAACCAGAUCUCAAGUUUGACUUCGAUGGAAAACGGGAUAGAUGGAAUGGAUAUGAUCCGUCGCAGUACCGAGAGGUCGUUGAGGAGUAUCGUCGGGUAGAGGAUGCCAAACGACUCCUGAAGGAGCAAAAACUAAAGGAAGAGACCGGUGAAUCAGGGGCAGGGAGUAGUGGAAAGCACGAAGAUUCGGACGACGAGGACAAAUACGCUGACAAGAUUGAUAUGCCUGGGACAAAAGUGGACUCGAAACAGCGCAUCACUGUUCGUAACUUGCGAAUUCGUGAAGAUACCGCGAAGUAUUUACGUAAUCUUGACCCCGAUUCGGCUCAUUAUGAUCCGAAAACUCGCUCAAUGAGGGACAAUCCGUACAAAAAUACUGGCAAAACACCAGACGAGGUGUCGUUUGCUGGCGAAAACUUUGUGAGGUAUACGGGUGACACGAAAUCAAUGCUGCAGGAUCAAGCAUUUGCUUGGGAAGCUCAUGACAGCGGUGUUGAUAUUCAUCUGUUGGCCGAGCCAACAAAGGCAGCUCUUUUGACGAAAGAGUUUCGCGAGAAAAAACAACAAAUGGAAGGCUCUAUCAAAACAGCGAUUCUGGACCGUUAUGGCGGCGAGGAACAUUUGAAGGCUCCCCCGAGAGAACUACUUUAUGGACAAACUGAAAACUACGUCGAGUACUCCAGAACUGGCCAGAUAAUCCGUGGAGCUGAGAAGAAAAUCGUCCGCUCAAAAUAUGAAGAAGAUGUUUUUAUCAACAACCAUACAACGGUUUGGGGUUCAUAUUGGGACUCGUUUAGGUGGGGUUACAAAUGCUGUCAUCAGUUAGUCAAACAGAGCUAUUGUACCGGAAUAGCAGGUAAAACAGUACGUGAAGAGGCGGUUACGACCUUGAGGCCAGGUGACCUCCACAAAACGACGAAAAAGAAGAUCGGAUCUGACAACGAGUCUGGUGAUGAAGACGAUGAAGGUUCACAGCUAAGUCUGGAGGUCAAUGCCAAAUUCUCCGUGGAGGAUGAGAAAGGGGCUGGCCCAAUCAGGCUUCCACCGGCAGUUGAAACUAUUUCAGAACUGUCAACCUCACUAGGCGGAGCAACUCUAUUAAAACAGCCAUUCACAGAUGAACAGGACCACGUCGAGAUAAAAACGAACGAUGCGACAGUGGAUGAUAAAUGCAAAAAUAAACAAAAGGCCAAACAAAAGCGAGCGAAAAAGAGCAGCAAGUGCAGUGGCUCAGAAGACGACGGCAGCGGUCAAGAAGAUAGCAGCGAUGAGAGCAAAAGCGAGGGUGGUUUAAACGAUACUGAAGUGGAUUCCGAGGAAGAGCGACGAAGCAAACGACGCAAAGAAGAAAAGCGUGCCAAAAGGAGGUUGAAAAAACGAAGAAGCAAGAAGCACAAACGGGAUAAAUUGAAACAUGAAAAGUCGCAGGAGGAGAAAUUGGCAAAGGCAAUGCGAAAAUUCGAAGAGGAACAAAAACAGGAAACGGAUGAAAGGAAACGCAAAUACAACUCGAUGUAUGAACACAAAGCUCCUACGGAGGCUGACAUGGAAGUUUAUUUCCUUAAGCGGCACCGUCCAGAAGAUCCGAUGACGCAUCUAUUAGAAAAGAACGGCUGAUAAAGGAAUUAGAAAAAGUCAAUUUUUACAUUAAUCACAGAACCGCGAUAUUGUUAUAUGCACCUGGAUUUCUAAUGGUUUAACUAGGCGUAUAUUACUUUUCAUUCAAGUUCAAAACUGAAAAGUGACCCGGAUUGUCAUUAAGAGCUAUCUUUAAAAAGGGAAUUAGUAUUUCUAUAUUAAAUAUUUGACGUCAUGACUGUUUCUUAAAACGCAUUGCUAAAAGCCAUUUGAUAGAAGCAAGCGGUCGAAUAGUGAAACAUACCGCUGCAGGCCGCAUCGGAAAGAAUCGUAUUAAUAUAUAAGUUGCAUUGUUCCGUUAAAUGUACAUAUUGAACUCAUAACAAACUUUAAUGUAGAUUCCUUUUUUGAUUGCUUGAAGCGUACAUUGGAUCUAUUCAUUCCGGAAAAAUAAUUUCAGAACAUUGCUUUAAACGUAUAAUGUAUACUUGAUGUUUAUAUUGGCAACAUGAAAUGAGACCGUAUUGUAAAUAGAAUCUUUAAAAUCUAGUGGAAAAUCAAUAUUUCUGUUAUGGCCAAGAUUCGUUUACUGUCCUUAUUGUAGUAAAGGUGUGGCAUACUUUUAAAAUAUUCAUAGCUCAGCUUUUGGAACGUUACACAGAUAUGGAUGAUGCGACACAGAGGUUACAACUACAGGUUCAGCCAUCAACAUCUAUACAUUAAAUAUUUCAACAAUGUAGUCCCUAUGUAGCUGUAAGCAUAUGUGUAGACUAAAUGCGUAAUACGUUUACAUUUCUUUUAGCAACGACAAGACACAUAUCGGCUCCAAAAGUAAACUUUUACAACAAAGAGAACUUGAAUGCCUCGCUACAUCGCGCAUUUUGAGAAAGGCUUUAACUGAGGUGCUUUUAUUGAAUUUAAAUAGACUCCAUUCAAACAUACAAGUCCCAAAACCGCAGUAUUUUAACAAGUAAUGCUAGGCAGAUAGCUAUCAAAAUAGAAAGUUUAGAACGAUUUAUAUGUUUACGAAGAUCUUCCUUUGUGGAACUUCCUUUGCCUACGGUCAAGAAACUACUGCAAGUUUUUGAAUAUUAUCAAGAAAGUGACUAGAAAAUGUUUAGAAAUGAGCAUAACUGAAGCACUGUUGAGAAGAUGACUGGUUGCUAAGAGGACAAAUGAACACUUUACGAUAAAUAUUCCUCCUCUAAGAUAAAUGAUUUGAUCUAGGAAGUAAUGUUUAAGUUCGAAAAGGAAUAAGUAUUGAGCAUUAACUAUAGAAAAUCUCUUACCACAUCCUUACGCAUGAUACGCGUUCAUUUAUAUUCGUAUGAUCAUCUUUGAAUGGAAUUUUGAAAAUUAAUAUUAGUUUCUCCUUGGAACGACAGAAUAAACAUUUGACUAACUCCCAUAGGAUAACGGAUCAGCAAUAACCGAGUGACAUGUCAGUAACAAUGGGAGGACGGAAAAUUGCAAUAGCCGGUAAGGAAAGAUAGCUAACGGCUCCAGCAAAAACGCUCGGACUAUUGGACUUUAAAGGCUAAAUGAUCAGAAUUAACGAUUACUAGGCUAUUAUAUUGUUAAAAUAAGGAAUUAACUACAGCAGAGUAAUUUCAUAACUAAAGCAGCACCAUGGGUUGACUAAGGCAGCGUAAAAAGGAAACUAAAAGCAAAUUCUUUUCAUUAUACAUCAUCUUAAGGUACGAAUGCCUUCGAUAAAGGCCUAAGGUCCAAUCGGAGGGUAAAUCAUUAAAGAUCUCUGAGGUGGUGCUAUUCCCGGCGAGGUCACGACUUGGUUGUCUAAAAACUCUGCCUCUAAAGAAAGCCACUUGCAUGAGGGUAUAAUGUUCUUUGGUUCUAAGUGAUGUCACGGUAGAUACUGCAGCCUAUUAAGUAGUAGGUCAUUGCUCCACAGAAAUCUCCGAAAAUGGUUAGUCACCCUUCUCAGUGGUAGCGUUUUGUCAGGACGUGUCAGGGCGGUUGAGCAGUGAAGUCGCUAUGUCGUAAUUCGACGCGCUACACCCUGUGUUUCACCUGUCAGAUGCUUAUGUUAUCUAUUAACAAAUAUACUAACGACCGAGGCUACCUGCGAGAGUUGCUUAAGACGGAUACGCACGUCAACCAAACACAGAAAUAUGAACCUAAAAGAGAGAUGCGGCAAUAGCAAGAAGGGUCCGCUGUGUUGGUUAUGCUAAAAUGCUUACUUCCAUUUAAAAGAAAGCGGUAACGGGCUGAGCGGCGUAGAGGGCAGGCGUCGCGUCUGUACUAAACAGGGAACUCAAUAAAAUCACUUCGUAUUUAUUUGCUAUAGUACACAGAACUAUUGCGCUGACAGCGUGAAAAACAAUAGCCUGAUUUAAGCUAGAAAGCACUAGGAUUACUCGGAGUCUUGAACUCUUAAGGGAUAUUAAAAUGAUGUUCAGAGCGAAAGAAGUUACUCAUAAUAUAACGUGUCAGAUUUAUAGAUGUAUAUGUAGCGAAAUACACCUGCACGAACUAAUAAGUACGUGAUUGCAACUAUGAAGCUGAAUUAAGCUCGCCUUAUUGCUCAAAAAGGGCUGCAGUAGCAAGAAGAAAAGGCUGCGCACUUUUUAUAUAUGGCAUGUCCAAAUCGAGCUGCGUAAUAGACUAAUAGUAAGGGUAUUUGGAAAAAGCUUUAAUUAACCUGAAAAAUAAUAUUUAUCGAAGUUUUCUUUAACUUGACUUGUUAGAGUUAAGGUAUCUUUUUUAUUUUAAAUAUGUGUUUUUAUGCAAAUGGCUUCAAACCAACUCGUUGCCCGACUCGGCGACCCUGCCUUUGCCCUCAAAAGCUUCUAUUCAAAUUAGUUAAAUUAAUCUUUUUUAACAUCCAAAUGCAAACUCUGAUACUAUACCUCUGCUGCUAUAGUAUACCUUAAAAAUUAUUUGUCAUUUGAAGCCAACCAGUCCCUAUUCAGUAAAAGAGACGAGACGGCGAACCCCUCACAGUGUUCUGCUCCUUUGUUGACGCACAUAUUGAGAAUGUCGGGUACGGUUAUGUUAGGGAUAAUUUCGUUCUCAGAAAAGAAACUCAACUCAAAAAAAUUGUUUUUGAAAAUAGUUUAUAUUAUUAUUAAAUAAUAAAUGUAUAUAUGGCGAUUGUUGCAAGCCAUUGACGACUGAUAGAUUAAACCACUCAAAAAGUCGACCUUGAAACAGAAACCUUGGCCAGGCGGUUUCAGAUAAGUUGGUUUUAUUUCAAAUAUGGUUAAUCCAGGGUAAGAAAGUACAGUGAGCCAGAAAGUAAUACAGGCGGCUUUGUUAUCUGUUGAGUCAA
This is a messenger RNA of Varroa destructor (honeybee mite), 5615 nucleotides long. RefSeq names its product Pre-mRNA-splicing factor Slu7 (gene Slu7). Gene Ontology annotation, cellular component: spliceosomal complex. Lineage: Eukaryota; Metazoa; Arthropoda; Arachnida; Mesostigmata; Varroidae. Gene Ontology annotation, biological process: mRNA splicing, via spliceosome. The record is from RefSeq and is a predicted model, not a curated record. Gene Ontology annotation, molecular function: zinc ion binding; pre-mRNA 3'-splice site binding.